AUGGAGGAAAUGGUAGAGGUUGCUUUCGGUGACCCUAAUCAUGUUGAAGAUAGUCCUCCCAGACAAGAACAAUAUGUAGAUGAGUAUGAGAAGUACAUGAAUGAUGCUAGGAGACCGAUUUAUGAGAAUGCAAAACAUUCCACGCUGUCAUGGUUCGUUCAACUUUUCCAGAUUAAGUGCCUAAACAAAUGGAGCAACAAGUCAUUCACGAUGCUUCUUAAAUUCCUAAAAUAUUCUAUGCCUGUUGGGAACAAUGUCCCUGAUAGCUGGUAUGAAGCUCAAAAGAUAAUGUCUAAUAUGGGUUUAAUUUGUGAGAAGAUUCAUGCAUGUCCCAAUGAUUGUGUACUGUAUUGGAAAGAAAACUCAUAUAAGAAAGAGUGCCCUACUUGUGGAGUGUCCAGAUAUAAGAAGAAAGCACAUACUAGCAAGAAUAACAUACCUCUCAAGGUAGUACGAUAUUUUCCUAUUACACAGAGGUUGCAGAGACUUUACAAGUGUAAGAAGACAGCGGUGGCAAUGACCUGGCAUGAUCGUGCUCUUCCAAGUGAAGAUGGCAAAAUGAGUCAUCCAAGAGAUUCACCUGCAUGGAAGAAUUUCGACAAGUUACAUCCAAUAUUUAGUCAGGAUCCUCGUAAUAUCAAGCUCGGACUAGCUAGUGAUGGCUUUUGCCCCUUUAGUUUUAAUGGUAAUCCACACAGCACAUGGUCGGUUGUAAUGAUGAUUUAUAAUCUCUCACCGUGGCUGGCUAUGGAUCAAUCAUAUUUUAUGAUGCCUCUUUUGAUUGAUGGACCCAGUUCACCGGGAAAUAAUAUCGACGUUUAUCUCCGACCUCUCAUCGAAGAGUUACGGUCUUUAUUCAUUGAUGGUGUGGAGACAUAUGAUGCAGAUAAAGGGGAAACCUUCAUAAUGCGUGCAGCCUUAAUGUGGACAAUUAAUGAUUUUCCUGCAUAUGGAAUGCUAUCGGGAUAUUCUGUACAUGGUUAUAAAGCAUGUCCAUAUUGCCACGUGGAUACAGCAUCGACAUGGUUGUCUUUUAGCAAAAAGAUAUGUUAUUGUGGUCAUCGACGUAUGUUGAAAGAAGACCAUCUCUAUAGGGAUGAUGAUGUUCACUUUGAUGGUACUACAGAGCAUCGACAAUUAAUGCACAUCCCCUUAUCUGGAGCGGACAUACUUGCUCAAUGGAAUGAUUAUGAAAAUGUGAUUUUUGGAAAAGUAAAGGAAAGACAGGAAAAGCCACAAGGAUGGAAUAAGAAAAGUAUUUUCUUUGAACUACCGUAUUGGGUGACAAAUACAGUGCGUCACAAUUUGGACGUCAUGCACAUUGAGAAGGGGGUAUCUGAGCACAUACUUAACUUGCUUCUUUGUAAAGAUGGAAAAUCAAAAGAUAACCUACAAGCUCGGAGGGAUCUACAACACUUAAACAUUAGAAAAGAGUUGCACCCUAUACCUAAAUUAGGUAAACCAGGAAAAUUUGUACUCCCCAAUGCCGUUUAUCAUAUGUCAAAACUAGAAAAGAAAAUAUUUUUGGAGGUAUUGCAUGAGCUGAAGGUUCCUACAGGGUUUUCUGGAUCAUUUAAUAAGAAGAUAAAGACUGUAAAAGGCAAGAUAGAUGGGUUGAAGAGUCACGAUCACCAUGUUAUUAUGGAGCACCUUCUCCCACUAUCCCUUAGGGCUUCGCUUCCUGAAUCUGUUGGUUUAGUGAUCAAUGAACUUUGCAACUUUUUUAGGGAAUUGUGUGCUAAAACCAUUGAGGACAAGGAGUUGGAGAAGCUACAAGAAGCAGUUCCCUUAAUAUUGUGCAAGCUUGAGCGGAUUUUUCCACCAUCAUUGUUUGAUAUUAUAAUACACCUGACUGUUCAUCUUGCAACCGAAGCAAGGCUUGCUGGACCGAAUUGGAAUGAUGAACUAUUUUCUCAGGUCCAAGAUCCAAACUCAGAAUUAACAUUAGAUGAUGAUUUGAGAUGUCUAGCUCGACAUCCAAGCCUGGAGAUUGAUUCUCAGACCACUCGUCCACCACCUGUUGUUCCUGCUACUACUCCCCCGACUUUAGCUCAUCAUUCUCUGGAUGCUCAGGGUUCUACAUCUGCUGCUCAAUGUUCUCCUCAGGAUAUUUCGACACAAAACCCUCUUGCUAGUCGAUUGGGAGGCGUGCUGGGGGGCAUGUUGGGGGGCGUCUUAGGGAGCUUUACACAGGAGGGCUAUAGCGAGGAUGACAUCCGCAAAGCUUUUGCUGAUUAUAUUCGAUUAAAUCACCCGUGA
This is a messenger RNA of Asparagus officinalis (garden asparagus), 2259 nucleotides long. RefSeq lists its product as uncharacterized. The transcript is spliced from 3 exons. The record is from RefSeq and is a predicted model, not a curated record. Bases 1 to 2259 code for a protein of 752 amino acids. Lineage: Eukaryota; Viridiplantae; Streptophyta; Magnoliopsida; Asparagales; Asparagaceae.